Sebastes umbrosus (honeycomb rockfish) is the source of this 6212-nucleotide messenger RNA. Its product is annotated as KIAA0232 ortholog. The transcript has 8 exons. Bases 624 to 4667 code for a protein of 1347 amino acids. NCBI's taxonomy places the organism in Eukaryota, Metazoa, Chordata, Actinopteri, Perciformes, Sebastidae. The record is from RefSeq and is a predicted model, not a curated record.
CGGAGGGAGCCACAAUGAAACUGACUCUCCUGCAGCGGCCAUUUUGGCUCCGACUCUUCAGCGUCAUCGAGGCGUGACCUUCCUCCGGUCUUGAGCCGGAAUGUCGCCGGUUUCCUUGAAGCACUGGACGUGAAAGAAACAGCGCCAUUUCUAGUGUCGGCGUCCAUGAUACGACCGACGCGAUGCUACCGCAGCGGAUUCCAGAGCAAGAGCUCGGAACGGCCGCGGUAGAGACAUAAUACCGCCGCUCCGCCUUUAACUGCUCUUUACUUCAGCCCAACGGCAAGGUUGUGCCGGUGAAGUAAGACGUAGCCCCAACAUGGACCCCUCCGACUGAGACGCAAACACGUCCUGUGUUUUGCCCAGCAGCUGAGAUCUAUCAGCAGCAUAAGCCAUGCCUGACGAGUAAAAGCCCCAUUUUGCUCAAAGCAAUAAUAAAAAAAAAAAUCAUCCUACAUGCCUCCCCAUGUAGAGCCCCUUCAGUGCGUCCUUCUGGAGUGACUGCCCCCCUCUUCCCAAGGUUCUGCCUCGUCCUCUCUCUGUACCCUUCUCCACCGACCACCCUACAGUAACUACCCAUCACAAUGCUGCUUCACCUGAGAAUGGCCAACACCUGAGGUCCCAUGCGUCCAGUGAGCACCGAUUCAGACGGUCCUGCUCCUCCUGAAAACCUCUCUUGCCCCUUCCCCCUCGUGGGCCCCCUGCCUGCCUCAGAGAUGUCCCUGCUCCAGUCGCUGGGUCCAGUACAAAGCUGGCUCGGCCAGGAGCUUGAGAAGUGCGGGAUUGAUGCCAUGAUUUACACCCGCUACGUCCUCAGCCUUCUCCUGCAUGACAGUUACGACUAUGACCUGCAGGACCAGGAAAACGACAUCUUCUUGGGCUGGGAGAAGGGAACUGGGAAGAAAUGGGGCAAGAGCAAGAAGAAAGGAGGGACCGACCUGAGUCUUGAGGAAAUGAAGAAGCAAGCCGCUGUGCAAUGCCUCCGCUCUGCAUCUGAUGAAAACUCUGGAAUUGAGAGCCUGGUUGAAGAGCUUUGCUCUAAACUAAAGGACAUCCAAAACAAACAGAAAGAGGAAAAACAGAUUCAAAAGAAAUCUGAUGGCUCUCAGUCUCCAGAGCGAGCUGAGUCCCCCUCUUCAAAGGACCAGGUGGAAAUGUAUUAUGAAGCCUUUCCUCCUUUGUCAGAGAAACCUGUUUGUCUCCAAGAGAUCAUGACAGUGUGGAACAAGGCUAAAGCCCUCGCAUACUCAAGCUCAUCAUCCUCUGCAGCCCCACAGACCAGCACAGAUACCUCUUCCCCAAAAGAUUGCAACAGUGAAGGUGAGGCUGCAAAGGAGCGAAACCUCGAAGCAUGUGGUACCAUCACUACUGUGACCAACGAGAGAGGCCAGCAACGACGAAGCAAGAAAGAGAAAGAAAAUCGAUACCAUAGUGGCGCAGCAGCGGAGGAGAAAUCUACCGUCCACUCGAAGAGACAGACGAGACACAGAUCUGAGGGCAAAUACAGACCCAGGUCCUGGUCUUCUGGCUCUAGUGAGGCGGGCUCAAGCUCAAGUGGGAACCAGGGUGACGUGAAGUCAUCCAGAAGCAAGGCAGUUAGAAUAAGGCACAAAUCCAGAGAGGCUGCAAAGAAUAAGAGAACACGCAACAGCGGGCAGGUGAAGCUGCAGGUGAAGGUAAUCGACAAGGAGGAGCGAAGAAACACAGGAGGGAGCAGUAGCAGCGCCACUGGAGGCGCUGCCAAACAACCACAGCUUUACAAAAAGGGGAAGAGACCUCUGAAGGAGAUUCGUAAAGAUCCAGGCUGGAAGGAGGCAAAAGAGUCCGGAGCUGAGGCCAGAGAUAAAAAGGAAUACAUGGAGGAGCCACUUUGGUACACUGAGCCCAUCACAGAGUAUUUUGUACCUUUCAGCAGCAGACAAAGCAAGCUGGAAACAAAAUAUCGAAACAAGGUGGACUCUCCCGAUGGCUUUGCUUUGUCAACCGACAUGGAGAGGCUGCCGGAGAGGAUCCAGGGAAUCUGCAUUGCCAACGAGAGCUACCAGAGAGCAUACCUAGCGGCAGGCUCGUUUGUGGAUGGGCACUUUGUGGAAGGGCCUGACGACGCAGAAGAUGAAACUGUUGAACUCACUGGGACCUCAAGCUGCCCUCAGCCAGAGGAUGGUAGAGAUUUAGAUGACAAGCAUCUGUCUGAAUUCACUCACUUCUAUGAAGUUGACAUUUAUCAAUCCAUAUUGGAUACUAGUGCCUCAGACUCUAUACAUGAGAGUCGGAUCUUAAGCAUGAUUCGACAAAAAAGCAAAGAGCAAAGAGACGUUGAGGCAGAAUGUUGUUUAGUGUUAGAUGGCCUUGAGCAGCAAGGGAAAAGUGCAAUACGGGCAGACUCGCAGGAAGCUUCGGGAUCUGUUGGAUUCUUAAUGGAGGAUCUUGAAAACAUGGCUCAAGUGUGGGGAUGUUAUUCACCAUCUACUUCAGAAGAUAUAGACGGAGAAAGCUUCAUCGGAGACUCUCCGAUCCGACUCUCCCCCCUCCUCGAUAGUGUUUCGUUCACCCUGAGCAAACUAUCUGGAAAUCUGGAGGAGCCACCUGUCCCUGAAGCCACCAGUGAACCAUCCGCUUUGAACUCAUCCUGCUUCUCUCUUUUCGAGCUGCAGUAUGACAGCCCCACUUUUCCUUUUCCCCGCGACUCACUCACUGUUGGUCACGAAAACAACACCGAUUCUAGUAGCUGUCUCGACCCACAUUCUAAUAAACAGUCUCGUUUGCUAAUAUGGACCAAAAAUAGUGCCUUUGACGAAACUGAACACUGUUCUAACCUUUCAACACGAACUUGCAGUCCGUGGUCACAUUCGGAGGAGACUCGUUCAGACAACGAGCAAGGAAACGUCCCGACAGAGGAUGCUGCUCAAAUUGGCAACGAAGAGAUUGAUUGUAUAAUCCCUCCUCUCUCUGGUACAUAUCUGGAGGAUGAGAUCUUGGAUUUUUUGCAAGCAGACUCCGGCCGUAAGUGUGAGGAGGUCAGCGUUAGUACAGCGUCCAAUCAGACCUUCACCAAAAAAUCUAAAUUGGAGUCCAUUUGUGGCAUAGCAUUGGAAAAGGAUGAGAGUAAACAGUACAGCACUGGCAUGUUUUCGGACAACACAAACCAACACAGUGAUGACUACAGCUCAGGGAUAAUAAAGGACAUUUGGACUGCAAUAGGAGAAGACAAAUCUGUAAUGUCAAAGCAAGGAGCAGAGAAACCAAGCGAGGGGCUAUUCACCGAUGAGUCAGGCGGUUACUGCUGCAGCUGUCUGGAGGUGCAGGCAAAAGGAGUUCCACUUCAGGGACCUGAGAAAAAAGCAGUGCAGCGGUCAGAGUAUCACCUUUGGGAAGGCAAGAAAGAAAACCAGGACUUAGCCAAAAACAAACUCUCCAAGGUAGAUGGUGCUGGGGAUUACAUGACUCCGUCCAAGCCCUGGGACUUGAACUCUGACAAGGAGAACACUUCAUUCAUCCUCGGAGGGGUGUAUGGAGAGUUGAAGACACUAAGUGGCGAUAAGAAUUGGGCUGUCGUGCCGCCAAGUGACACCCAAGACAGCCUGCUACAGUGUGCCGCUGCAGCCGCAUCUGCUUCCAGCUCCGACAUGCUCACCAUCACUGGCACAGAUGUGUUCAUGAACACUGGCAGCUGCUUUGCCCCCGGACACAGGCCCCUGUGGAGGCCUCUGGUGUCCUUUGGGCAGAGUGACCAGGCCAUUAAAGGAGGUGGAGAUGGAUUGAAUAAGGGAUUUUCUUUCAUCUUCCAUGAAGAUUUGCUUGGAUCGUACGGUGGCUUGCACAGCGAGGAGCAAGGUUUAGAAUACCCGUUCGCAUCCUUCAACCUGAACAAUCCCUUCUCUCAAGUCCUCCAUGUUGAGUGUUCCUUUGAGCCUGAGGACAUGGCUUCGUUCAGUCCGGGGUUCAAGCCCAAAUCUAUCCUGUGCUCGGACUCCGAGAACGAAGCCUUCCACCCACGAAUAUAUGGCAUCAACCGGACGCAGUACAGGGCCAUUCGCAUUUCCCCCAGGACUCAUUUCCGACCAAUAUCGGCCUCCGAGUUAUCUCCCGGUGGAGUGAGUGACUCAGAGGCCGAGACUGACAAAGAGGAGAUGAGUUUUCCCGUCCCGGCGCCGGUGGACGUCUUUGAGGAUCCUCAGGCAGAUCUCAAACCUCUGGAGGAGGAUGCAGAAUGCGAGGGCCCUUAUUACGGGAAGUCAGAACUGGAAUCUGGUAAAUUCUUACCCAGAUUAAAGAAGUCUGGCAUGGAGAAGAGUGCCCAGACCUCUCUGGAUUCACAGGAGGGUUCCAGUACCCUCCUGCCAAUUGCUGAGCAAGAGAUUUGCUUAGACUGCAAAACGGCAGAAGCUGCAUCGACUGCAGGUGGACAGACUGACGUCUCUGUCGGCAAGAUUCAAAAGGAGGAAUCUUCAGGAGAAACGCAGUCCUGUUUAUCUCCACCAGCAGGUCAGAUCCCCAAGUAUGGGAUUGCUUAUGACUUUGUUGGAGAUGUGCCAGAGUUCCCUCUGUUAAAUAUAAGUGGACAGGGAGGAGGAACUGGCAACCAGCAAGACGAGUGCUGGUGGCAGAACACACUCUGUUCCCCCCUUUUCCCUGGAUCUCAGUGUACAGGGAGCAGCAACAUUUGACUACUCCAGUUUUGCGGAGGACACCUGUCAGAGAGAAGGAAACCCUCCUCUCCUUUUUGUGACUGGACCUCUACCAGCAAUGAUUCAGGGUCAUCUCAGAGCUGGAAAACCUAAUGUAGGCUAAUUUUCUGACACACCCCUCCAAAAAAAAAAAAAAAAAAACCCACACAUAACCCUGCUGGUUUUCAUUUACUAACUUAAAAAAAAACCUUGUGUAAUCAACAAUCAGAUCAACAAAAAGUGAGAGAAAAUAGGAAAACUCAAAAAAUAUGUUCUGUCUUUGAGUGAUGCGAUGUGCAGACAUGCAUUUUAGGCAUUUUUAGAAUUUGUUUCAUUUGAUUCUUCUGUACACUGGUCCUCAUUCAAAGUCUCACAGUUUAGGUAGUAGGGACAAUCUUUUGUUCUAUCCUCGUCAGUUUUGUUCCCACCUGUUUUGCUUUUGAGCUAGGAUACUGGUAGUCGGUGGUAUCUGAAUGGUUGUGCAUGUACGUUCGUCCAGCCAGUCUCACUCCUCUUUUUUCUAGUUGUGUGAAAACGACUGCUCUCGCGUCCUCUACUUUCCAUCUUGUGUUCAGAAAGAUAAUAUAAAGGAUGUUGAGAUUUUUUUUUGGAGUUGUGUAAGAAUUUGAGAGUUUAAUUUAAAUAGUUUGUUUGGAUGACUUUCUGAAUGUGAAGUAGAGAAUGUGUGCAGCUUUUUCUUCUCAAAAUAUCCCGAAAUUCCCCCCAUGUGUGAAAAGUUAUCAUAAAAUGAGUCUGAUUUUUUUGAAUGGUGAUAGUCUUACAAAAGCUAGUAGUAGACAUAGUAUGGUUUGUGAGGCUAAAAUACUAAAAAAAAAUAAAAAACAGGAAAUCAAAAAGGAGUUUUGUUGGAAAAAAAUACUAAUAAUCUACUUGAAAUGCAAUGCUGUAAAAGAAUUUGAGAAAAAAGAAAAAAAAAAAGUUUGUGUUUUGGGGUAAAAAGACCCAUCAUGAAAAAGACUACAGCCAUUUCUGCAGACACCUGUGUGUGUUGCAACCGAAUUGUUUUAAUUUUUUUUUGUAAUUUCUAUGGUACAGACUAUUUGGUGCUAUAAAUAUGUUCAAAACUAUUUUGAAGUUGCAGUUCCAUAAUAAUGGCUGUGUCAAGUAGACGGCAUAGUUUUGUUUGUAGUCCAGACAGUCAGACUCCAUGAAUAUCUUUUUGCGGAAAAAUUGUGAAAAGAAGAAAAAAAAGAAAAAAAAGUUUCGCCUGAUCGCGGCUCUUGCUUAAUGUGGCUUGGUUUUCAUUUUAAGGUAACCUCUUAGUUGUCAGGCCUGUAACAGAAAUACUUGCAGGUAUUAAAAACACACAUCUAUUCAGUUACUUGUCCCCAAGCAGGAAGGACAAAAUCAGCAUCGACUGAUUGUCCGUGCUGCAACUAAACAAAAAUAUAACAAGUGGCGGGGGUGGUCAAACCAAAAACAUGGCAUCAUUACACUAAGGUACAAAUGAUUUUUUUUUUUUUUUUUUUUCCAUAUGAGGUGUGUUUUUAUUUUGUUUUUGGUUUACAAUAUAUCUUGUUGAAA